AUGUCUCGAGAAGAGCAUGGGGACCCUUUGCCGCUACGUAUAGCAUCUCUGGUACAUGCACAUUUUAAUGCUCUACCUGCGAAAAGUAAACCUCAUAUAUUGUCCGAUGGAUCGAAAGAAUGGAUUCCUAUGACUGGAAUUGUUGCUAUGCUUUCCGAUGGGAUCCUAAAUUUCUCAUACAGGAGUGGUGCAAAAUGCUUAUCAGCGUCCCAAAUACCUCGCUGUCGAGGCCUUGUCCUCCAUGAUUGUCAUGCGGAGAUACUGGCCAUUCGGGCCUUCAACCACUGGCUGAUGACAGAAUGCCAUUCAAUACUAGCUGAAGAAGCUGCUGGCGAGACCAACCCUGCAACUGGCAGUCCAAAUCCCUCGGAGUCCAAAUUCAUCCGCAAAAGAGACCAUCAUGUGACUUGCGAAGGCCAAUGCCCACCGUUUGAGAUGCAGCCCAAUGUCCGAAUCUACAUGUACUGCACCUGUGCUCCUUGUGGAGAUGGGAGUAUGGAACUAUGCAUGGCAGCCCAAGAAGACGCAACGCCCUGGGAGGUAGUCCGACAAAACAACUCUGGGACAGAAAACAGUCUCGGAGAUGACAACCUCCUCGACGGCCGAGCCCACUUCUCCCUAUUAGGCGUCGUGCGCAGAAAACCAGCUCGAACAGAUGCUGAGUCCACGCGCAGCAAGUCUUGUUCGGACAAACUUGCUCUGAGGCAGGUUUCGUCCUUGCUAUCAUGGCAGACGAGCCGGUUGCUCGCGUUAACCGAGAACGCCUACCUGGCUGGCCUCAUUCUUCCUGAGGACGAGAUUAGCCGAGUAGCAUGCGACAGGGCUUUCGGCAAGAAUGGCCGCAUGGCGGCUCUAGUGGCUCAGUCCUGGCCGAGCAGCUCGUGUGAAAGAUCGGUUGAAUAUCGAUUCAGGCCAUUUCAGGUUCUAUCGGUGCCCGCAGGCAAAGUAAGAGCUAUGUGGCAAUUUGCGAAACCAAAGCCAACCACUAUACGUCAAUUAGCAGAUGGUGAAAUGGCAGCAAAUGGAGUCACCCCAAGGAAAAGCAAGCCAGGUAAUGUUAGUGCAGUGUGGACUCUAGCGCCCUCCAAUACAGAUAAGGUGUUGCUACCAGAGAAGGGAAGCAAGUCUCUACCCUCGCUAUGUGGUUCGAAAACAGGGUUAUACGAAAGCAUCAUUAGCGGGGUCAAACAAGGGAAUAAGGCUUCUUCGCCCACUGCGCGUGGUGCCUCGGCAUUGUCGAGGGCGAAGAUGUGGGCUCUCCUCGAGAAGAUUACGGACUGCGAACCAAGUGGCGAGGCCGAACAGAAGACUGCUAUUUCGUCUGGACUAUCAUCCAGAAGUCCUCUUGGACAGCCCCGCCGGCCUGCUAUAUAUGAUUUUAUCAAAAGAGGGCCGACAGACGAGGGGGAUUCUCGUGCUGCUCGGAAGCAUGCUAUCAGACACGCACAGGAAGUCCUCAAGGGGUGGGCACCUAACACCGGGGAUGAAAGUUGGGGGUUGGACGUUUUAAUUGAUACUCAUAAGCGAAAGCGGUAA
Penicillium chermesinum is the source of this 1536-nucleotide messenger RNA. RefSeq names its product tRNA-specific adenosine deaminase. The coding region runs from base 1 to 1536 and encodes 511 amino acids. Gene Ontology annotation, molecular function: tRNA-specific adenosine-37 deaminase activity; RNA binding. The transcript has 2 exons. Lineage: Eukaryota; Fungi; Ascomycota; Eurotiomycetes; Eurotiales; Aspergillaceae. Gene Ontology annotation, biological process: tRNA wobble adenosine to inosine editing. The record is from RefSeq and is a predicted model, not a curated record.